Molecule: messenger RNA, 1168 nt
Organism: Nematolebias whitei (Rio pearlfish)
Lineage: Eukaryota; Metazoa; Chordata; Actinopteri; Cyprinodontiformes; Rivulidae
Gene: ctsh
Product: cathepsin H
Exons: 12
Coding region: 51-1052 (333 amino acids)
Biological process (GO): immune response
Cellular component (GO): lysosome
Molecular function (GO): cysteine-type endopeptidase activity
Source: RefSeq, a predicted model, not a curated record
UUGCUGCCGGUGUUCUGUGAACUAGUGUUCAAUUUCAGCACGACCUGAAAAUGAAAACAGCAGCAGAACCGAGCACCAUGAAGUUCUGGCUCGUGCUGAGCCUCUCUGCUGUAACUUCAGCGUUUUACUUGGCAGAACAAGACGAGUUUCACUUCAAGUCGUGGAUGGCUCAGCACAACAAGUUUUACAACAUGAAGGAGUACUACCAGAGACUCCAGAUAUUCACACAACAUAAGAAGAGGGUUGACAAGCACAAUGAAGGAAACCAUUCUUUCACAAUGUCUCUGAACCAGUUUUCAGACAUGACGUUCAGUGAGUUUCAGCAGUCUUUCCUCUGGUCUGUGCCCCAGAACUGCUCUGCCACAAAGGGAACCUACCGUGGCAGUAAUGGACCACAUCCAGACUCCAUAGAUUGGAGAAAGAAAGGGAAUUACGUAACGGCGGUGAAGAAUCAGGGAGCUUGUGGCAGCUGCUGGACGUUUUCCACGACAGGCUGUUUGGAGUCUGUUACUGCCAUCGCCACAGGGAAGCUCGUGCCGCUGUCAGAACAACAGCUGGUAGACUGUGCACAGGAUUUUAACAACCACGGAUGUAAUGGCGGUCUUCCCAGUCAAGCAUUUGAGUACAUCAUGUACAACAAAGGACUAAUGACAGAGCAGGACUACCCGUAUACAUCUGUGGAAGAUACUUGUGUGUAUAAACCAUCACUGGCUGCUGCUUUUGUGAAGGACGUGGUGAAUAUAACGCAGUACGAUGAGAUGGGGAUGGUUGAUGCUGUCGCCACGCGCAAUCCUGUCAGCUUAGCCUUUCAGGUGACCUCAGACUUCAUGCAUUACAGCCAGGGUGUGUAUACCAGCAAAGUUUGCCACAACACCACAGACGAGGUGAACCAUGCUGUGUUAGCUGUUGGCUAUGGAGAAGAGCAUGGUACCCCUUACUGGAUAGUAAAAAACUCAUGGGGACCGGACUGGGGCAUGGACGGAUAUUUUCUCAUUGAGCGCGGGAGAAACAUGUGUGGACUUGCUGCCUGCUCAUCUUUUCCUGUGGUCUGAUUGUGUUACAUGUGUUUUACCAAAAAAAAGGAAUCUAAAUAUAUUUUUAAAAUAUAGGAUUUAUUUUAAAGCACAACUUCAACAGCAUGCAUUUUUUUAAGAAGAAGAAGAAGAAA